Molecule: messenger RNA, 976 nt
Organism: Cucurbita maxima (winter squash)
Lineage: Eukaryota; Viridiplantae; Streptophyta; Magnoliopsida; Cucurbitales; Cucurbitaceae
Product: 3-oxo-5-alpha-steroid 4-dehydrogenase 2-like
Exons: 2
Coding region: 106-897 (263 amino acids)
Biological process (GO): lipid metabolic process
Molecular function (GO): oxidoreductase activity, acting on the CH-CH group of donors
Source: RefSeq, a predicted model, not a curated record
GAGCGAUGAGGCAAUCGUGGUUACCAUUAAAUUUCCAUCCUUCUCUGCAACUCACGAUUUCAAGAACAAAGACGACGGCCGCCGUUAUCUUCUGGUACUUCUCCCAUGCCGACAUUCCUGUUUUCCCCGUUUUCUUCUCCCUUCAUCCUCGCUCUUUCUUCCCUCAUCAUGCUUUCCACUUUGGUCCUCGCUACGUCUGAAUUUCUCGGCCGCCACUUGCAGUAUUCCAAAUUCUGGAGCCCAAAAAACUCCUCCAACAAAAUCCACCUCCCUUCCCGAUCCGCUAUGCUCCUCUGUUACGUCCCUGCUUUCGCCGUCGCCUCCAUCUCCCUCUUCCUCCUCCUCCCGCGCUACAAUAACUCCUCCACGAGGAUUUUCCUAAUCAACUCCCUUCUCCUCAUCCAUUUCUUCAAACGAAUCUUCGAGGUUGUGUUCGUUCAUAAAUACAGCAACAAAAUGGGCCUGAGCGAUGCGAUUAUUGCCUCGAUUACCUAUAUACUCCUUACCGGCAGCACGAUCUACUCUCAGAUGGUUGCGCAGGAUCUGGCGGAGCCGCAGAUCGAUCUGAGGGCGGCUGGAUUGGCGAUGUACUGGAUUGGAAUCACUGGAAAUCUGUAUCACCACGUUCUACUAUCGAAAUUGAGGAAAGAAGGCGAUAGAGAGUACAGGAUUCCAAGGGGAGGGAUGUUUGAAGUGAUCGUGUGCCCUCACUACCUGUUUGAGAUGGUAGAGUUCUUAGGAAUCGCUUUCGUUUCGCAGACACUGUUCGCAAUGGUCUUCGCCAUCGGAUCCGCUCUGUUCUUGAUUGGCCGAAGCUACGCCACCAGGAAUUGGUACGUUUCUAAAUUUGAAGAUUUUCCUCGCCAUGUUAAAGCCAUCCUGCCUUUCGUUUUUUGAAAACUCUUCAAUUCCUAAAUAUGUGUUUAUGUAAAGCUAUUUGUAUUAAUGUCAUCUCGUGACCAAAAUUCAUUCGGAA